UGAGAUUCGUGAUCGAGCUGAAUGGAGGUUAUAAUAGAGAACAAGCCGAUUGAAGCCGAUUCUCUAAGCCAAGAAAGAGAGAAAAAAAGACAAGCAAGAGAAGAGAGAGAAGAGAAAGAGAAAGAUGAUGAGAAAGCCAAAGUGGGAGGGAAUGAUAAAAGAAAGAAAAGAAAUUGUGAAAUUACCUUUACAUUUACUAUAUACGAGUAGAAGAGCUCAUGUUUUUCAGCAUUAACUCCGGGUAAAUUUGUUGAUUACUUUUCUCUUCUCAUCUUAUAUUUGAUUCCUUGUGCUCAACUGUAUAAUUGUUACAUAACUGUUAUUACCUUAAGAGACUCUUAACCAACUAUAAAUGAAUACCCUGAAAGUAAUUGUCUUAUUGAUCGAACUCUCAACUGUUUACAGUCUACGAUGUUAUACUUGUAAUUCAAUUGUUGAUCCAUAUUGCACCAAUCCCUUCAAUCCACCCGAUUUUGGACCUCUAGCAAUUAAAUAUACUGCUGAUUGUGAUGCGACAAUUAAAACGAUUGUUGAUAAAAACGAUUCAACCUCAAUUGGUGUUGACCGAGUUCCUGGUUUAGGUUAUGCUUCAAUCUGUCGGAAAACUGUUCAAAAAGUUGAUGGACAAGAGCGGGUUCAUCGUUCCUGUGGUUGGUACAAAGCGGCCUCGGAGACCCCCGGGUGCUAUCAGAAAACGGGCUCAAUGGGAAUCACUCAUCAAAUUUGUUCAUGUCGAUCCGAUUUCUGUAAUGGAUCAGUAGAUUUCCAGAUUAGUUUAAUCACCAUCUUAAUACCAACAAUUAUCCUGAUAAUUACAACAUUUAGCUUGAUUUAGUUAGCAUAAGAUAUUGAACAAUUUAAACGUUGAUUAAAUUACAUGUAAUUUUCAUUUAGCUUAACCAAUCAAUCCCAGAUUAUUGUAACUAGAAUUGAUAAUUGUCUAUUAAAUUACGAGAUUGGAUUAACAUGACGAGAAGACUAAAAAAAUUAAAGAUUAAUUUGAUUAAUUGUCAACGAACAAACAAAAGCCAAUGUAUUAACUGCCAAAUGAUUAAAUGAUAUUUAAUAUAACUUAUUGA
Molecule: messenger RNA, 1079 nt
Organism: Panonychus citri (citrus red mite)
Lineage: Eukaryota; Metazoa; Arthropoda; Arachnida; Trombidiformes; Tetranychidae
Exons: 3
Coding region: 353-835 (160 amino acids)
Biological process (GO): sleep; positive regulation of voltage-gated potassium channel activity; regulation of synaptic transmission, cholinergic
Source: RefSeq, a predicted model, not a curated record